Molecule: messenger RNA, 3331 nt
Organism: Drosophila montana
Lineage: Eukaryota; Metazoa; Arthropoda; Insecta; Diptera; Drosophilidae
Exons: 1
Coding region: 2629-2808 (59 amino acids)
Source: RefSeq, a predicted model, not a curated record
CUAAAACACAAGUUUUGUGCGAGUCUAAGUAAUCAAAACAACAACAGCAACAACGAGCUUAAUAAGCGGUCAAGCUAUAACAACAUCGAUAAUAACAACAACAAUCAACAACAGCAGCAAUAACACGUCGGCGCUUUUUGUUUAUCAAAAAGAAAAAGUUUAAUUAGCGCGCGUAGCGACGACGCCGCCGCAGCCCAAAACACAGUGUUUGCGCUUUUUCGAAGGCUCUCCCAAUUUUCCUUUGCCAAUUUUAUUACGUGUGCGUGCCGAAAUACGUCAUCGACGCGCGCAGCAAAAGUGCGAACAGCAACAAAAACAACAACAACAGGAACGAACGGCAGCCAUUGAAAGCUUCUGAGUGGGCAGUUCACAAACACACAUCGAUACAACAGUGCGAACAUACAAGCAUAUACAUAAAAGCCUAUUGAAUUGAAUUCAAUUGCAAGUACAACGCGCGCAAUCAACAUAAAUCGAGGAAAAUUUCGCUCUGUUUGAAAUAAUUAAUUUGUUAUUGUGUCGCGAGCAACGGCAUUCACAGUGAAAAGCAACAGCCGCCGUCCAGUUGGCCAGAGUCAAACGCGCAACACGUGUGUGCGAGCGAGAUAACUGCACUGUUUCCGUAUUGUGAGCGUAGUAGCGGGUGCAAGUGAAAUAAGGCGUUUGAUAAAAAAAAACCAAAGCACAAAGAAAUAAAAAAAAAAGAGUACGGCUGUAAACCAAAAUAAGAGCAGAUAAGAAAACGUGCAAAACAGCUGAGCAGUGCAGCAGCAGCAGCAACAACAACAACGAUAGAAAUCAAACGCAGCGCGCGCACUUUGUGUUCAAUUGGUAAAGUAGUAAACCAAACGUCAGCGUCGGCAGCGCAGUCGCAGCAGCAUCCCCACACACAAUAAGCGACAAUCAAUUUGAUCAACAAUCAGCCAAAGCGGCAGAAGCAGCAGCAGCCGUCGCCGCAGUCGCAGUCGCAAUCUCUCAUCGUCCCGUGUCCGUCGUAAUCACAAGUUGGGUUUUUUUUUCCUUCUUCUUUUUUUUUCUCUGCUGAUCAUCAUUGUCGUCGUCGUCGUCGGCUCGCGCUCGGUUUUGCGUUGAGGCUUGUGUUGAAUUCGGGAACUGAAACUGAAACUGUAUCUGUAGUUUCCCGCUAACGGCGAAUAUUCUCACAACUCAUUGAUAUUUUAACCUCGUGUCCGUGUUGGUUGCCGCUCGACCAAGGUUCUGGCCACACAAAAUGCUCGUCUCUUUGGGCUUUUCGAAGCCUCGCUUCGUCGGAUUAAAAGUGCUCCUAUAGCGCGAAAAUCAAAAAAAUAAACCGGCAAAUAAAUAUAUUUAAAAAAAAAAAAAGUAUUUAAAUUGGCAGCAAGCAAAAUACGUAUAUGUAACAGUUAAUGAACCUCAAAAUAUAAAUCGCAGAUAUUUGAAAAUCGCGCGCAAACAAAAACCGCUCGAUGCAAACAUAAAAUUUUCGAUUAAACAAAUAUAUUAUGCAAAUUUGAAUAAUUAGCGCUGCAGUUCGAAAACCCGUUUCGAAAUACGAAAAGAAAAAAAAAGCGUGUGUAAAACCUAAAAAAAAGGCUCUAAUUAAAUACCUAAUACAAGCAAAUAAUAUAUAACAGUUUACGCAUACCAACAUAAACUAAUAUACGAAACACAUGCAAACCUGAAUAAGGCUUUCAAAAACUUUAUCAGUUCGAGCACCAAUACCAGCAAGCAGUUUCCAACACACACAGAGAAAGACUUUUAUAAAUAACACGCAUACAACGACAGUAGCUGUUACUCUCUCGUCUAUGUGAGCAGCGAUUAAACUUGAAGCAGCGGCAGCAGAAAAAAACAAAAAAUCAAAAAAGAAAUAUUAGCAAAGCUUUGCAGCGAUUUUUACACUCAGCAGCUAAACAGAGUAAAUCUGUAACGCGUCUGGAAUAGUUGUGUCUCACGGUGUCUCAGCAAAAGCUAAAAAAAUAUUGAAUAUAUAUACUUUAUAUAUAUAUAAAAUUUAUAAAAAGUAUCUGAGCUAAUAGUGUUUUCUAAAAGUGUGAAAUAGUGUUGUUAAACGUUGUGCGUAAAGCCACAAAUCGAAUGCAACUGUUUAUUGCUAAAUUUAUCAAAAACUCUGUCUCAUUGUCAAACUAACUGUUAUAAUGUGCGCCUUCUGACAGUGUCAAACUAACUAAAAACAAAAAUAAUACAAAAACCUUACAUAAGCGCCAAGAAUCGUUUGGUCAAGUAAAAAAAUCAAAAUAUAUAAGUGAAGUCAUACAAGUGCCAAAAACAUUUGCUUUGCCGCAUAAUUAGAAUGUCAAAUAUCUGACAGAGUGCCACACAAUAAUUAAAGCUCACUUUAAACAAAUAGACAAGCAGCAAAAGCUUUAAUAACAGUUAAUUCACGCAAAGCAUUCAACACAUAAGCUCGCUAGAAUGUCAGCAGAAAUCUGACAGCGGUUUAACAAACCAAAAGGACAAAACACAAAAUCAACACAAAAGGCGAAUUUGAGGAGAAACGUACGCGUUUCGAAAUCUGAAAAAGGAGGAAAGUUGUAGAGAAGAAGAAGAAGAAGACCACAGCGACUAUCAACUGUGAACUGUUGUGCUGCAUUGCUCCCGCCCCCCCAACGUACAGAAACUUAACGAUAAAUGGAGAAAUCUGAAAUACGACUGCAACGCAUGUCAAAUGUAUAUCAAUCGCAAUCGAGCUAUAUGUAUUUGCGUAACAAAAUGCUGUUAAAAAUUGAAAACACCCUACUACGUAGCCAUCGUCAGCGUGAAACAACCGGGAUCAAGAAACUGUAUAAUUCGUUUUUUGUGCUCUUCUAAUUGCAUCAGCAAGUUCUUAACGCCCGAAGAACGCACAACGAAUUUUUGAUCAAUUCAAAGCAUAAAUAGUUACAAAACAAAUUGUUUAAAACAAACAAAAAAACAAAACUAUAGAUAUUAUUUGGUUGUUAGUUGUAUACAAAAUCCAAGUGCUGUGCUAAGAGAAAACAAAAAAAAAAAACUAGUGUCAUUUUUUUUCUUCUUUGUUGUCAUAAACAUUUAAAACAAAAUGUUGACCUAAAUAAAAUACAAUAAAAAACAUUUUCAAAACCCACAACAAUUCCCUUCUACUUCGAAUAAUUAUUGUUUGUUGCUUACAACAAAAACACACCCGAAAAUAUACAAAAUAUAAUUCAUAAGGACUUGACAAAAUUGCACGCGAAAGCUCGAGGGCUACACCCUAGAAAACACCGUGUUUCUUAAGAAAUAGACGUGCGUACUAACGGUAUUUGUGGACAUAACCAGCAAAAAAACAAUAAUAAAAAAACAACAAUAAUAGAAAUUAAUAAAAACAACCUUUCGU